Messenger RNA from Caenorhabditis sp. 36 PRJEB53466, 4329 nucleotides. The record is from the annotation of a GenBank genome assembly. Lineage: Eukaryota; Metazoa; Nematoda; Chromadorea; Rhabditida; Rhabditidae.
AUGUCCAGAUCCAAUCAAACAGUGACGCAGUUCCCGGCGUUGGACCACGAACCUCGGGGACACGGUGAGUUAUUCAAACAGAGAUUAUGCAAAUCAGAAAGUGGCCGGGACAUUUGGAAUAGUACACUCGGUGUCAUAAUCUCUUAAUUUCGCGCGGCAGUGGCUACCGAAAAGUCAUUAGGCUAAAAGGUUCACCGUCUCAUUUCCUCGAGGAGGUUAGACGGGUAAACACAGCUGCUCUUGCCAGUGUUUCCACCUAUUUCCUCAUUCUUCUUCAUUCCGCACUCGAAAUUCGUAUUUCGUUCUGAAUGUUUUAUUGGCAAGGUGAGAACUAGAGUAGGAAUGCCGAAGAAACUUGAAUCCCAAGCCUAAGAAUGGCUCUUCUCGCGAGCGCACCUUUCCUUUGUAUCGUUUGCCACAAGAUUAUCUGCCAAAACCGUGCUGACCGGCAAACAAGUAGAUACUUCCCACGGAACAACUGUUAUUCAUUGUCAAAGCGAGAAGAGCCUCCCGAGGGUUGUUGACUCACUCGUAUCGAAUGUCACAACAUUGCAGGACCACCUCCAUCUUACCGAAACUCGGCCGCCACCGAGGACUCGUGGAGCACCAUGUCCGGCUCGAAUCGUAAGAGGAAAAAAAAGAGAAGGAGAAGAUUAAGAUGAGCUAAUUUCAGAAGCAAUGGGACAACGCCGGAGCAGCUGGAAUAAUCUGGUGCAGGUCGGCGGAGAUCCAAUGGUUCCGAAGCAAGCGGUAACAGUUCGGACCCUUCUUUUCGUAUCAUCUUGUUCACUUUCAGCCACCACGUCCUGCUGCCCCCAUUUCCACAACCUUUUCAGCCAACUCUCGUACUUCCUCUCUCAUGGGAAUGCAACCUGCUCCGACUGUAUUCACCACCCAGUUCUCCGUACGUUACCCCUCAAUGUUGUGUGUUUUCUGUAGCUCCGUCUAGGAAGUUGAGACAGUUCACGCGCGAGUGCAGUCCGUCCGCUACAUAGACGAAAACGGCGAUGAUAGUGGUAGAAGCACGAGUCGGGACACCGUCACCGAGGUGCGCGAAUGAGCAUGAAUUGGAAGAGAACGGAGAGGAAUCGGAAAGUCUGAAGAUGAUUUAUUACAGGCACAAGGACAGGCACUCCAAAUGCAGAAAGUGUACUCGAAUGAGCCGAGACUUGUGUCCGUUCCGAGGCCAGCGGGGACCAUCCACAGCUCGAGCAGCAUGCCUCCGUCCCGUGCCCCCUCGAUUAUUAUGGCUCCGAACCCUUCUCCUCCGAUCACUCAAAAGAAAAUUGACACGAAACCGAAACGUAAUCGACUACAAGAACUCAAGAAUUUGUGAGUAUCAUAAGGAUCACUUCUGACCAAACGCAAUCUUUCAGUUGCACCCGUCCGUCAGUGAUGGGCUGCGCUCUCUGUCUUCUGCUGGCCCUCAUCGUUGCCAUCAUCAUCAUUGUCAUUCUUUCGCAAGUCCUUCCUUCGCCCAAACAAGCCACAUUCACUUGGAUCGCCCCUCAAGCUCUUACGAACGGACAGAACGUUUCGUCGAGAAUUGAAAUGAAAGUGGAUCAAGAGAGAAUUCGAUUCCAAAUGACCGGCGCCGCUCCGAUGAAGGGCAACUUUAUCAACUACUAUGAUUUCAGCAGUGUAUGUGAAUAUUCCUGCUUCCAUUCUAUUGAACUUUUUCAGAACCAAGCAAUAGUCAUCGAUCAGUCUCUGAAUUCGAACGGAAAGAACCUUUACUGCUUCAUCGUUCCUCUCGACCGCUCCACGAUGCCAAACCAGGGACAAGUACGGAAGGCGGCCAAGAACUCUGUUCUGCGACAUCAACAGACUGACGGAUGGCAAGAGGCGUGGACAUGGAUUCCGUCGCCACUUCAGCAGACUAACAGCGUAUGUUGUUUUUACCGUUCCCGAGGUUUCUAGCAGGGGUUUUCAGAAUCAGAAUGCGUUCAAUCCGCCCAUUCCCGAGUGCAAUGGAUCGAGAAUCGUUCAACUUCAAGCGACAUCUGACCAGAGAAGUGCUCUUUUUAACUCAACACCUCUUCAUUCCAUCUGAUUACUUUCAGAUCGUCGCUGCACAGACUGCUACGACUUCUGCCUCCCCCAGUACGGAAUCAUGAAGAACGCAUCGAAAGACAACGAAGAGUACCUGAAUGUCGUCCAAAGAGACUGCUUCUACCUGUUCGUGCCAGAAUGGAGAACGUACGCGCAAGCGAACACGAUCGAACAGAACCAGCAGGAUUUUGAGAACUACUACCGGAACAGACAGCACAUGCAAGUGUCCUACGGCAGCAACGGACCGAACGACAGCCGAUGGAUCCCGUUGAGCGGCAUGCCACGUCAAAUGAUGAAUGCAACUGGAUCAUUUGUCGGACAGAUCGGAAAUGCGAUGGGAAAUCUCAGGAACAAUGUGUACGGUGCAAUCACUGGACAACAACAACAACAACAACAGCAGCAGCCACAACAACAGGGAAUGCAGCAGCAAGCUUACGGAAACGGAAAUACCGCAUACGGACAACAAACCCCCUAUCAGAAUGGAAACGGACAAAUGAGCCAGCAGCCAAUGAGUCAGCAACAGCCACAGAUGGGUCAGCAGAUGGGAAUGGGACAGCAGCAGCAGCAACAGCAACCUUCUGGAUACCAUCCGGCUGUGAAUGGAGUAGUCAACCUGAACGGAGUGAAUGGAAACAACGGGAACACCGAGUAUAAUGUUCAGCCAUUCCAACAGCAGCAAGGAACUCAGCAAGCAAUCAGCCCGGAGAUGAGAAGACAGGCGGUUAGUGGGAAUGGGCAGUUCCGAUUGAAUAAUUUAGUUUUCAGCCGUACACUUUCCAUUCGAACGUCAACAGCGGAUACACAAAUCAACAGUAAGUUUCUUCAUUCUUCCUCUUAUCAUGUAAAUGUUUAGGCCACAAGUUUCUUCCGGAAGCUCUACAAUGAACGGUUUCGGUGCUCAGCCCAGUUAUCAAACUUCUCAAUUCGGUUUUAACAAGUGAGUACUUUUGAGCAUUGUGCAUUCUCUCUUCUCUGCGCUUCGAGAGAAUAUGCUUUCCUGCUUCCUCACUUCGAAAAAGGUUUCAUCAUACACUAUUCAUUUACAAGAUUAGGUUUUUCGGAUUAGUUAGGAUUAGUCAUUAAUUUCGUAGAAUGGCGUUGCGAAUUCAAUUUUCGCUUAUCGCAGCCAUUCUCUCAAUUCGCUUCGGGUCCGUCCUAAAAGCCUUUAAAGGUUCUCUCGCCGCGCGCGACCUAUUUCUCCGUUUGUCAACGAAAAACAAACAAUUCAUUGUAUCUUUUGUUACAGCAACGAUCCUCGAAAUCAGGCAAACGGAAUGAGCAACAGUGUGAACGGGCAGCAUCAGUCGGCCGUCAGCAGUCAGACAAAUGCGCCAAGGAUCGGAACGUAAGGGGAUAAAACGAAAAUUAUUAUUAAUUAAUGAUUUAUUGAAGGACAACGCCGUUUUUACAAUUAACAAAAAAAAAGAAAAGUAGAGAAAAAGAAAAUGAGUUAAAAAUUUAGAGCGUUAAGAAUAAGAUAUUUGUUUAACGGAAUAGAACUAAUAUUUAUAUGACCUAAACAAUUCAGAAGAGUAUUUAUUAGUAAAAAAGACUAGGGGAUAGAUUAUUCCAGCAAUUGAUAAUUCUAUUUGUGAUAAAUUGAGCGCAUAUUUUAGUAGAAUGUUUUAAAUGAGACUUGAUAUAAAACGGGUGGCGUCGAAGAGAGUUAAACCGGGGAUGAACAAUAUGAAGAGUGCUAUGGAUUUUGAUUGUUUUUAUUUAUUAACAGCUUAUACGUAAAAACUAAUCAACAAAUCGUCUAUAUUCAAUAUAACAAAACUCAAUAGAAUCAAAAUAUGAAGUGUAUGGAUAAUUGAAUUUUUUGAAAACACGAAAUAUAAAAGAUUUAUAUGUUGACCCUUUGGUGUGAUGAAUGCCUGAUAAUAAUCAAAAUACUUCAGCAUUCUGAACGAGUUCGGCAAUCCGGUGAACAUCCAUCCAUCCCAACAGUCACUUCAAAGCCAGCAAGGGAAUCAACAGCAACAAAUGAAUCAGAUGAGCCAACAGGGUCAAAUGCAACAAGUGGGACAGCAGAAUCCCAACUACAUAGCCACAUCUGGAGGAGCGGCGCAAGGUGACAAUGGACAGUUCUCUCAACAACUCCAGAGACUCAUGGUACCUAACUAUUCGUCAGUGCUAUUAUACUAAUGUUCUCUUUUCCAGGGCGCCCAGUCCAGUUACCGUCCAGAUGUGGAGCAGGUCAACUACAAUGUUCCCGUCUACAAUCAACCAAAUCGACCGGAUGCUCUUUCUCGUCAGGGACGAAUCUUUAAGUAA